This is a messenger RNA of Pocillopora meandrina, 15238 nucleotides long. The record is from the annotation of a GenBank genome assembly. NCBI's taxonomy places the organism in Eukaryota, Metazoa, Cnidaria, Anthozoa, Scleractinia, Pocilloporidae.
AUGAAAUCCUCGAAGUCUGUUAAAUCUAAUGGAACAAAUACUCAUGGAAUCCAUGGAGACACGAUCACAGCGACGAAUUUGGUAAGGUCUAACCCUAUUUGUGAACAGAGAAAUAACAGCGCUUGAAAAUGUAAUUACGUGACCUCUUUAGUUACCCGUAUUCUUGUAAAUGGUUAAGGAGAUGAUUUGAUCGUAAGUCUUAGAAGGCGUCUCUAAUGCUCACUUUCUAAAUUAAUGAAGCUUGCAACUGAUGUAAUUAAAACACUGCUUUGAUCCCGCCAGGAUUAAAACCGCAUCAUUAUUGAUGCUUGGAACUCCUUCGUUUUGAUAUGCGACAAGCUGCUUUUCAUCCCAGAAAAUCUGUGAAUGUUUUGGCGAUGAAGAGGUUAUAAUGAUGCUAUUUAAUGAGCAAACUAAUGACUAACUAAGGAACUAUAAUCAUUUCAUUUAAAUCACACGAUAGUUUUAAUUGUUGUAGAAAAUGCUUUGCAAAAGUAUAUCAAGGAAAGCUUGCACAAACAAGAGAUUUCUUACGUAUCAUGUAAAACAGGAUUUGUACAAUGUUAAGAAUAUUAACCUUACCUGCUAUAUAUAUAAAUGUUUGAGUGGAUUCGAUUUAACUCAGUGAACUGGGUUAGGGCUCAAAGGAAUUAAUUCGAAGACCUCAUUUGUUAUCCAUUCUUUACCAACCGACAACUAGAAACGUAUUAACACCAAAAACAUCUGUUUGGAUUCCAAAUCAGAAACAAGCCAAGGAUGGUAGAUUAUGAACCUUGCACUUACCCAUAACGAAUUGUGAUCUACACCCUGAUACCAUGUUAGCCUCAGAAAAAUUUUGAUCCAAUUUUGAAAUCUUGCAAGUCUUUGAGAUUACGCUACAAGGAGCUGCAGUUUUGUUUGUUUUCGUAUUAGAUUGUAAGGUCUUGACCUUUUUCUGAGAAUCGCAUUUUGCACUUUACUCUCUACUUUUCUAUCAAUGGUAUUUUUUGGUCCUUAAGGAAUUGCAGUUUGAUCUCCUUAUGCCAAACAUUUUUUCCACUCCCAACUUCCAUGCCUGAGAGAUAUGUAACUCUUACAGUUCAGACCUAUCUUUGGUUUAGGAUUCCUUUUCCUUUGUUUUAAAAAAUGUUAAUACUUGAUAAUAAUUUUGAAAGGGAAGAUAAUAACAUUUAAAAUGAUAAAACUGAUCUUCCACUUAUACAUCAUCUAUCUUGAUAUUAAGAGGAGUUUCAAUAUUGAUAAAAGCUGGUUAAUGGUGGUUUACAGCUGCCUAUAAGACUUACUGCUGUCAGGUAAGCUUGCAAGCAGUCUCUCUUGUUUAGGUUUCUCCUAAUGGCUCCUUUUCUAGAUGCCCAGCUGCUUUAAUUACACCAUUGGCAACCGCUUAUGGCAAAAGUUAUUGAAAGCUCUGUGUAAUGAGAGACUGAAGUCUCCUCUAGUGAGUUUUUUGGCCUCAUUAUUCAUAAUGGUGUUAAUUAUUUUAGAUAUUUGAUAUUUGUUUUAAAAAUUAUGCUGAAAUAUAAUCAUCAUUUGGUGUUGUUUUCUAGGUUGAUAAGCCAGAUAUUUUACCUAUUAAAAAGCAGGCAGCAAAGAAGGCCAUAUAUCGCCGAGCAAUUACACCAUUACCUCCUAAAACUACCUCAAAUGCUAAACCAACUUCAAGACCACAAACUUCCCUAGGGCUUUAUAAUGAGAAGGAUGGUAGCUUUGAUGUUUUGUCAACUGAGUCCAGACCAAGCUCCGCAUUUGGAUUCAACAGCAAUAAUGACAGAACAGCAAGUGGACACAAAAUUUCCAGGUACUUAACAGUUGAUAUACAAUGCAAACUAUUGUUCUAAAGGAUGCAGUGCAAUCUCAUUAUCUUGAUUAUUUUAUUGUAAAUCUGAUAUUAUGAAAAAUUUGUGAUCAUCUGCAGUCUGUAGAUAAUUAACACUCAAUGAUUUUCCUAAUUAUUAAUCAACCACCUUGUCUCAGACUCUCCCCAAAACCUUAAAGUCAGUAAAAUAGGAAAACUUGAUCUGAGAAUUAAAAAAGAUAUCACUUAUUAAACAUGCUUGUAACAUCCUUGAAAAGAAACUCUGGCUAUUUGCUUUAUGGAGAUAAAUUUCCAAAAAAAUCUAAAUUUAAUUUAGUUCAUAAGAUUUUGUUUCUCUUUGGGAGACUGUGGGAUUGGUUCUUUAAAACUAUCCAGGAGACUCUCACAUUAACUGGGAUUAAAAUAAUGUUUGAACAAAAAGUGGUAUUAUAGUGAGAAUUGUAUGCUAUAUUUUUGAUAUACACACAGAUUGAAAGGUCCUCAAAAAGGUAAAAGUGGGGUUAAGAGCUCACAAAAAUAUAAGAAAGUUCCACCAAAAGCCAGAGUGGUCUGGAAGGAUAAUGCUGAACAGCAAGGACAAGCAACAAACACUGAUGCAAAAUCGGCAAACGCUGAUCAACCAAAAUUAAAUGGCAGUGGGAGUAAGUUUACUAACUUAAUGAAUCAAGACAAUUUUUUACCUCAAUUGGCAGUAAUGUUGUAAUCUGAUUGGCCAAUUUGCCAUUGUUGAUAAGGGUACAGACAAUGCUGCUUGCAUCAAUGUGUCAGGCACCGGUCACCGAAAGAAUCCUUUUAUUUGAGAUUGAUAUUGUGGUAAAAAUCAAACUGACAGUGGUUUAGUGUGGUCUAUACCAAUAUCCACAGUGAUAUUUGUCAUCAUAGAGGUAAAAAUUUGUUGCAGACUCUCUCGCUUACACCUCAUAAUCCACAACAUUUUGACCACUGUAAUGACAAAUAUCAUUGACAAUAAGAGUACAGAUGGUGAGACUGUCCUCAAGCCAAUGUUGAUUUGUUAAGUUGCCAUUUUUUCAAGGUGGCCUGCAAUCUGUUAGCCCUUUUGAAAUUGUAGUUAUGUAAAUUUAUGGUUCAUUAUUUACUACAUUAUUUACAAAGACAUUUGCGUGUUAGAAUAAAGGCAUACUCAUGGCUUUGUUAGUGCAAGUAGUCUCAUCUGGCACAGUAAAUUAGUCGGCAUACAUGAGCAUGCCUGAGUUCAAAGGUUUUGAUCAGCAUGCCUGAAAGUUUCCAUUUAUACAUUUGUGAACUAGUCUAAUUAUAAACUGAAAAUGAAUAAUGGGGAUAAGUUUCUAAAGAAAAUGUGGUGCUGCAUAUUUGGGGGAUAUUACAAAAUAAGAGCCAAUGCUUUAAAUAUCAGCUUUAAUCAAAAACUCUUUACGAUCAGUAAUUUUGCAUUAACAACCCAGAUAAUUGAAUUAUCAUAAAUUAUAAACUACAUUUGUUCUGUCUUAAUUAUCUAAAUUAUUAGGCAAUUCUUUAACUCCUCAAACAUGGGCAAGGAGCUCAUUAGACAGAGAGAGAGUUCUUCCUCGUCGACGCACAGGAUUCAAUGCAGGUGCCCUUAUUCCUGGAUCUGUCUCCACCAUGGUGUCCCUCCCAGAAACUGAUGAAAAUCAAAACACGGCUUCACUAGCCUCCCCUUCAUUUCAAGAUAUCUUGGACCAUGAUGCAAGUUCUGAAUAUGAUACUGAUCUGGAAGAAGACUUUCCAGGUAACUAUUAAUAAUGCCAGUAGUGCUUAAACUACAGUUUUAGUCACUUGCUGAUAUAAAAUUGUUACAGUGCAGUUUAAUUUUUGUGUCAUCAAACAACUGUUUUAUUUUCAGUGCCACGAAAAGCUUUUGAUCCUACUGGAAAAAAUUUAUACCACAAGUUAUGCAAAGAGGGAGGUGAGAUAACAACUUGUUCAUAUCGCAUUUUGUUGAUUAGAAAAAAUUGUAACAAAGUUUAUGUUUAUGAUUUUCUUUGUAAAGGUGAUUUUAUUGAAUAAUUCAAUGUAGCCUUUUAUCAUCAGAUGUUACAUUAAAUGUCAAAGAUUAUAGAAUGUUAACCAUUAUCAGUGAAAGUAGCUCAACUCUAAAUUCAUUUAAGUCAGAAACACAAAAAGGUGUGAGUGCUAGAUCAUUAUUUUCAUCCCUUUAUAGAUAUUAUAAUUGGCCUUAAAAUUUAUAUUUGGGAGUCUUCCUUUCCUAGAUUAUUCAUCUAGUUGGUUGAUGGCUCAUUGAGAUAAUUUUUUAAUGCAGUAAAAAUUUCAAAAUAGUUGUAAUUUUCUUCAACAGAUCUUGUUCCAGUUUCAUUCCUGUCAGACCGCCUCAACUGUCAGGAAGUGAUCAUGAAACAUCAUGGGCUUGGAUCACAGGGAACAUUUCCUAUUGCUAGAGCUCUUAUUGUAUGUUCAUUAACCCUGUACACCCUAACAUCAGCAUGCAAUUUCCCCAUACUGUUCUCUAUACAUUUCCUAUGUCACUUAUAAAGAGAAUUUGUCUAAUAAUUAAGAGUGUCUUGGGUUCAUGAUCAUUUCCUUUAUUCCUGUGACUUCAAUGUUUGAUUCAGGGGUGGUAAUGUUGGGAGAAAUUAGAAGCUUUCCACUCUUAAGGGCUUAAGGGUUAACUUAUGGGUUUAUAUGGGUUAUUGAAAACCUGGGAAGCCAGGGAAUACUGUAAUAUAAUUUCCAACCUUUCAAAGUCAUGAAAUUUGAUAUAAGGUCAUUCAGUGUCAUGGAAAAUGACUGAAUGUGUUAUUUUUGAAAAAUAAUGUAAGGAAAUCUUUGUCAUGUGGUUCUUUUCACAUUAUGAGGGUGGGGUCAAAUUUGCCACAGGCAAAGACAUAGUAGGGGGCAAGACAAAGAUUAAAAUGUCACUAUUGUACAAAGCCUAGAGGUAACCAGCAAUGGGCAUGCUUGAUAUGCCUUCUAGUUUGGAGCAAAGCACAACUAAAUCUUCACAUUUUUUUGUUUUCUAUCUUCUUUGCAGAAAAACACAUUUACAGAGAAGUUAGAUCUGACAGAUAACUAUAUAGAGGCAGCUGGAGGGGUAGCGCUUGCCAGAAUGUUGCUGGAUAACUGUUACAUCACUGAGAUUGUAAGCUACUAAAACUCUGAAUCUACAUAGAAUGCUUCUAAAGAGCUUUUUAAUUCCAGUCUAGAUAUGAUAUUAUAUAAAUACAUAUAAUUGAGUUCUUUCCAGUGCAGUAAUCAUUUAUAACAUAAUUAGACUAAGAAAAUGAGGUAUUUAUUUCUGCAUGUUAAAUAAGGAGUCAGAGAGAAAUAUCAUGAUAGCAUGGUUUACAUUCAUUUACUUCUUGGACAUUUAAAGAGAUCAUAUUCUGAACGCUUUGUGUCUGAAGACUUUGGCUUUUACUCCGAGCCAUUACUUGUGACAAAGGGUAAACCAUUCUGUGUUUUCAUAUGAUUCUUCUAAAAUCUGCUCCAAUGAGCAUCAAGAAAUCAAUGUUGGUUAGAGUUUCUUUUGGCAGCUUAGACAACAGAUCUAGACAGGAAGUUAUAGCUACUGCCAAUCCGAGAGUCACACUUAAUCCAGGUAUUGUUCUAUUCCACAUGUGCAAUCAUAAAACUUAAGUAUAGUAUGAUUUCAGUGAACUUCAAGUUACUUACUUUAGUAAUUUGAAAAAGGAAUAGAUAGUUACAUAUACAUUAGCUGUGUAAUAUUUAAUGAGAGUAGAUCUGAAAAAUAGUGUUUUUUCAAACACUUGACUAUAUGUAUCUUAACCAGUGUGUUAAGGGACUGUUAUACUGUAUCGAUUGGCUACGUCAGUUGAUAGGGGUGAAUUAGCUACAGAGGUGAAUUAUGUAUAGCUGACAUUUUGUGCAGUUAACGAUUUUCAAGUGGAGUGCAAGCACAUUAGGGAAAAACAGAUGUCAGAAUUGUCACCUUUUCAAAGCUCACUUUAAUGAAUGAUUGUCACUUUAGAAAGACCAAAAAUAGGUCUGAUGGAAUAAGCACCUAAAGAUUCUCCAGUGUUAAGAAGAACUGUUAACAAUGAGAGUUAUUUGUAUGAGACAUGUUUUCAGUAUCCAAUAAUAUACUUCAGUCAGUACUAAUAUGGAUUUUAAAAUGUAAUAGAUAUAGAUUUUAAAAUAACUGAUUUCCUCAACAUAAUUUAUAUCCUGAAUAUUUACAAUUGUGAUAAAUGAUAGUGUUGUCUCUAUAAAUACUGUCCUAGUAUAAAUCAUCAUAUUUGAAGUGACAAGUAAAUAUUUAAUUGGAUAUACAUUUGAAUAAAGACACUUUAAAAACUUGUUUUAACUUAUUGAAGAAUGUAUUAAAAUGAUUAUUUCAUGGCAGUUUUUGAUGAAAUCAUCAGUGUUAGCACUAAUAACUUAAAGGUGAGUUGAAUCUAUUUUCCGCAAAUGAUACUAAACUUGCUUAAUAAUAAGUGCUGCAUUGAUCAAUUCUAAAAGUUUUAAGUUUUCUCUGCUAGACAAGAAUCAAACUUAAAAAUUUUGAUUUAACUAGCCAUAGGAUACAUAUCAUUAACAUAGUAAUCUCCUGAGUUGGAAGAGUGUAACCUUGGCAACUUAGCCAUGACCCCUAAAGGAACUGGCAGGCACGGCACUGUGAAAUGAGUCUGUUGAACGAUUGGCUGCAUGUGAUAACGAAUGUGUGGCAAACACUCACAGUUAGCACAUACCGUUACUUAUAAAGGUCAUUACAAGUAACUGCACAGAGGCUUGAUUUAAACUUUUUCAUGAGAAAUUUCUUAAUCAGUAAAUUGAUUUGAAUAAUUUUGACUUCUUUGACUUUAAAUAUAGAGUAGGAGUACACUGUGAAUACAAAAUGUUGAUAAAAAGGAAAUGAUUUAUACCAUGUUUAACAAAGCAGUGGUUAUCUUUCGUUUGGCUCAUUGUGGUCUCUUCUGUUUCUGGAUGCAGCUUUAUGCCAUGAAUUAACUCCCAAGAUCUGAUUGUUAAUUCUCUGCUCUUGUAAAGUGGUUAUGAGAUUUAGGGUUUGAUCAAGGUAAUAUCUUGUACCUGAUAAGUUUGAGUAUUCUCACUACUUGUUUGCUAGAUAAUGUGUGAAUACUCUAGGGAGAAGUUACAUUUUAAUCACUUCUGGGAGUUAAAGGGUUAAAUGUACACUGAUCACAGCUGCCAUCUUUUGGUACUGAUGUAUCAUGUUUCAUUCAUAGAACCUGUCAGAAAAUUUCCUCCGCUCAGAGGGUGGCUUAGCUUUUGCCAGCAUGUUACUGAAGAAUCAGUCUUUGGUAAAGUUGGUGUUAAGAUGUGAGUAAAUGAUUUAGUGGAGAAUUUUAAAGUAAGAGUUCUGUUGAACCUUUUAGAGGAAGGGUGGAGAAUUUUGAAGAAAGUGAUAGUUCUGUUGAACAUUCUAGGUAAACAAGGAAGGUGACGACAAGAUACCUUGUCAAAUGAAUGGAUUUUUUAAAUUAUUUUCCAUCCGUAUUCUGAUAUCCUCAUCUCCCGUCUUUUUCCCAUUAUUUCGUUCUCUUGAUUUUUGAUAACCUUUCCUGCACCAAGUUUCCUUGAUUUAAAUUUAACCAACGCACCAGUUUUAAAUUUAAGACGUUUUCGACCGAACUCUUCUAUCUACACGCCAUUGUCAGUGGUUUUUAAGUAAAGUAUUACGAACAUAGUACAUCAAGAACAGAUCGACUGAUUACAAGAUUGGAAAUAACAUAGGAAAUACAAAUAACAAGAAAUGUGUAUAGCAUAGGCAAUACUGAUAACAUGAGGAACAUGGGGCACUCGACGAAAGAGCAAUUUACCUGACGAUUUUGGAAUACGGCUGCAUAAGAACGUACUUGCGAUUACCUUUUAACUCGAGCUCACACCUUUUUUUAUUUAUAUAAUAAGUUUAUAUAAUAAGCUCAUAUAAUAAGAUAAUAAGCUCAGUUAUGCACGCAUUCUGAUUGGUUCUUACUUAUGAUCUAUUGGAGGACAGACGUAUAGAUUACGUCAUCAUUAAAACUUUUUUAAUCCUUUAUUAUAUAAAACAAGUUGCCGUGCAUCUGUUCAGUAAAAGAUCACAGAGGACGUCAAAAUGUGGUAAGAACAGAAAAGUGGCACACGAGGCGCAGCCGAGUGUGUUACUGAUGUUCUGACGUCCUCUGUGAUCUUUCAUUGAACAGACGCACGGCAACUUGGAAUCUAUUUGUUAAUUGUAUGAUUCGCGCAAAGGUCAAAUUUAUAUGGAUAGCCGCGCGGACUAGGGCUAGUAGGGGGAAUUGGUUUCUACUCUCAUUUUCCUUUUAACAUAACAGACAAGUAAACUUGCUUUGUAAUUUUGGAAUUUAUCAACUGAGUUGAUGAUGUAAAUUGGCCACCGUAAAGAGUUUCAAAGCUGACGCUUCAAGCGUUAGCCCUUCGUCAGAGCGAAUGAUCAGUCUUAGCCUUAUGUUUUGCCUUUUUUCUAUCUUUCUCUCACUCUAGCAAAUCACUUAGGCGACAAGGACGCCAAAGCCUUUGCAGAUGCCCUGAGAGAAAAUCGAACUCUAACAUACCUCGACCUGAGCCACAAUGACAUUGGAGAGAUGGGUGGUAUUUACUUGGGAGCAGGACUUGUAAGAAGCUAAGAAAAUACCAUUUUUUCCCCUAAGUUCUACGCAUUUCUUUUUGUUUAAGCGAGAGAGCUAGUUGCUUUAUCGUGUGGCAGUCCUCCAGAUUAGACCAGAACAACAAGAAAACAUCUCGGCAAUUGACGACCCAAGCUGUUAUUAUCGCGCUUCGAUUUACUAUCUGAACACUUGCAACAGGCUAUGUCCACUUACAGUGGCUGGUUAACUGAUAAUUUGUUUUUUUAGGGCAUGAAUUAUGGCCUGAAACAUCUGGAUGUCAGCUGGAACUGUAUAAGGUUCAAAGGUGCUGUUGGAAUGGCACAGGGCUUGAAGGUAACUCACAUUCACCGUUGAACUUCAGUCGUAUCGCUCACCAGCUCCCUGUUGGCUUGUUAGCUCAGUUGGUCGAGCGCUGCACCGGUAUCGCAGAGGUCAUGGGUUCAAAUCCCGUACGGGCCUGAAUCUUUUUCAGGUCCUAUUUUCAACUACUCGUUUCAGUAGUGUUCUUAGCGGCGUGGAUCUCUUACAUUCGUUUCUUCACCGCAGUGCAAAUAUAUGAAUUUCAUAUAUCUAAAAUCGUUGUUCACUUUUCUGUUACUCAUUUUGUGUAACCCUUUAACUCUUAUAGGUGAGAAAGACAGAAUUUCUCCUCACAAUAUCGAUACAAUAUGAAGCAAAAAAGUGAUGAGAUUUAAUAAAUGUCAAUUAGGGGAUUAUUAGUUGAUCCAAUACCAAUUCUCUGAAGUAAUGGGGGAAUUGUUUAGCAGACAGUAAGGAGAAUUACUAAAUAAAUGAGAUUAAGGAGUGAAAGGAGUAAAUUAUUUUUUGAGGUGCAUGGGUUGAUUAUCUUUUUAAACUUUGAAUUUCUGCUUUUCGUUCUUGCAAAUGGGGAAGGUCUUAGAUCUCCUAGGUAUACUGAACUGUUUCAUUUGGUCUUGUAACACCAGACGAAUGAUUGUCUAGCUCAUCUAAACAUUUCUUGGAAUGGCUUAUCGUUGCUGGGUUGUGUUGCACUGGGACGAUUUCUAAAGAAGAAUGAAGCUUUGGAAUCACUCGACAUAAGGUAUCAUUUCCUAAAGAAGUACAACAUAAAUUCAUGUUUAGAAUGUUACUGAAAAGAAUUUCGACACGUAAUUUCGACACUAGUCGACAAAAGAUAAUUUCUCUAAUUAUUACUUGUAGUAACAAUCGUAUUGGACUAUUGGCAACGCAAAAGCUAGCCCUUGGCAUUGCUGCUCAUCCAAAUCUCAAGGUUCUCAAGGUAAGUGAGAAAAUCAGCGUUUUGCAGUAAGAUUUUAAAGUUAACACCUCUUUGUCGAAUACAGGAUUGCAAUGGGUUUGCUUGAAAACGCUCUGUGAUUGGUCCAGAAAACUCGUACCACCCUCUCAACCAAUCAAAUGCAAAACUAAAAUCAAUCGCGACUUAGUCAUCUGCAUUUUCCCGCGUCUCAGGCGGUUAGCUAUGAUUGGCUCCUGGAGAGAUAUUCCAUUGUUCGGAUUGGCUGUAGUGACUACUGGUACAUGUAGUGCUUUUACGCAGUUGAAAUGCGCGUUAUACUUUAUGUUCAAGAAGAAUCUCUUUUGAGGUAUUCGUGACGUGGUUUCGGUGAUUGACAACGUUCUUGGUGGUUUUUAUUUACUACAGAUCGGUAAGAAUCCAAUAGGUGACGGAGGUGUUGAGACACUUUUAAAUGUCAUUAAAGCUCAUCGAGCAAUCAAGUUCUUGUCUCUUGAGGUAUGCUCAUGUAGUUUUGACUUAAAAGAAUGAAGUAAUUAGUUUGUAAGGGUCCGUUUGGCUGUAAAAGUGGAAGAAUUAAACACUUACUAGAUUACCAACAUGAAGUUAUGCUGUAACUCGCUCAACUACCUACGUUAACCAUUAUAUCAAAUUUUUAUAAUCUGGUGCGUGAUGCGUUAGCGCUUCUUCAGUUCAGCGGUUGCAUUGACCAAAGAUGCAAAACAGGAAACAUAAGAGGGUUAAAUGAGGGUGAGUUGACAGAUGGCACAGAAACAUUGGCAAUUAACAACAUUGGAAGAGGGGGAGGGGCGAAAGAACGUGAUGCUUUGUUCUUGAGAAGUGUCCCAGGUAAUCAUGUUUAGGAGUGUUGGAAGGUUGAGAGUUGCCCAAGCGUUUGGACGGGUGGAAAGAGAGAGUGGUGAUGUAGAGGCGAGGUUUCUGUCAUUUUUCACGACCUUAAUGUGCGGUAACGAGGUUAUAACGCUCGAAGUGUCAAAUUUUCAAAAUUCCCAGUGGUGGUUGACUUAACCUCUCGAUUGAGAGGUGAAUUUCGUAUAGACAGCUACAAAGGCUACCCUACAUGUUUUAAAAAUAACAGAAUUCGAUUUUUUGAUUUCGUUACUGCUUUUCAUAAUCCAUUUACUUUUUUAGGACAUCACUGUAUCUCCAAAAAUAUACGAUGAAAUAAAAGAGAUCGAGAAGGAAAAGGGUGUCACUAUUAUUACAGGCGGUAUUGGUGGUUAUAAAAGACCCAAGGUUUGUACCUUUUUAUGCUCAUUUCAUUUUUGCUGUUGUCGCGGCGAGGGGCUGUCACCAUCAUCGACCCACAGAUUCCCUUCCAUAUACAAAAAUGCUGCUCGAUGAUUUGUUGGAAAAAAAACUAUUCCUUGAUUCUUUGGGACUCUUUAAGAUCCAAUCUCGUCCUCACAUCUGUUUUUUCAGAACAAGGUUUCACUGAAAAAAAAUUAACUAGUUUCCAAAAAUUGUGAAACGUUUUUAUCAUUUUUCAAUUUUUAUAAACUUCCUUUAAAGUUUCCUUUUUUUGCAUCAACCUUGUAUUGUUGACGUCAUAAUACGUGUCAUUCAAAUGUCACAGGAUGUGACAAGCUUGAUCUCCUUUGCCAUCCUCGUUCGCAUCACACGACAUGCUCUCCCUCCUCAUGUUGCGUGACAACACCAAACAAUGACUGUGAAUGAUUGCCCAGCUAGAGUCUGUUUGUCAAUUUUUAAAUUUUAUUCAUUAUUUUGAGGGAAUAUUUGAAAAUAACAGCAUUGACCUAUUCAUGAAAACUCACUCAAAAACUAGCUACUUGAUACGGUCUACCAGCCAGUUCUAAUGGAAGUCAAAAGCACAACAAAUCGUGAGUUAUGCCAGACAGUUGCUAUAAAUGCAAUACUGGCUGAGGCUUCAAAUCUUAACGACUUUCUAAUAGGCUCCUUAAAACUGUCGGUUAAGGUUAGUAAAUGGCACGUGUAGUUUAUUGGGUCCUCUAGAAACCGGAAUUCAUGAAUAAAUGAAUGAAGACAAACAAACGACCCAACGAACCAUUUGUGUUUUCGUGUUUUCGUGUUUUUCAAGAACCAAAUGACGCCUGUAUUCCUUUCUUUGUCUCUGUGCUUAUUCCAGUUACUAAUAGAAGCCAUGGAAAGGUCGUUAAAAUAGUCUGAUAUCAGUUAGAGACGGCUUAAGUGCUGAUAUAUUAACAGACCUUUUGUAGACUUCGGUCGUUUUCUUUUUCGGGUUUUGUGGAUAUUCCAACCGUUUUCCGAGGUCUUUUAAAAGUGGAGAAGCCUUAUGACUCAAAUUCCGUAAUGGCCUUCAAGAAUGGCUUUUCAUCAAUUCCGAAGAUGCUCGAAAGUUUUGGCCUUUUGUGUAUUUUUCCUUAUUUGAAUUUAAAUAUAAAGAUGUUAGACCUCUAGAAAACUGCGACAUAUGUAAGAGACAAUUGACUAAGUGUUUUCUGGGUGACGACAGUGCGUUUUUAUUUCAAUAUAACACACUCUAAUGGCGCCAGAAACAUCUUAACCUUGCGAUUUAAAGGGCCCAUAUGUUGUGGUGGUUGUGAUUUUGGAUAUUUUCGUUCUUUCUAAGUAGGGAAAAAAAUCGUCUCGGUCGGCAGAGUUAGUUACCGACGUUAAGAGGCCGGGGAAGAAAGGGGAGGGGGGUGGCCAUUCCCUUUUUCGGCCUAAACAGGUAUAUUCCACAAACAGGGUAUAGUUUUCGGGAUUUUGAAUCUCCCGAACAACGUUUCUUUCAAGACAAGAUGUCUUGAAUAAAGCGAAAUGGUGGUGCUGCGCAGUUUAUAUGGCCUUUACUAUCAAUUAUUUUUCAAUUUGAUUGAGGUUUUAAUAUCUGACUAUUCUGGAAGUGACUCUAUUUUAGGCUCCGAAUUUUCCCUUGCGAGUGCGCUCCCCUCCGUCCCCCCAGCCGCCCCCCGGUUUGUUAAGGUUACGUAACGUACAAGGAUGAUUUGUCGGCUUCAUACGAAAUUACACAAUUACACAACAAGGUCUGUCUACCUACUUUUCCAGUUCUUGCAAACUCCAUUUGUAGAGAUUUUUUUUUUAAGAAUUCCCCAUCGAUGCCCAUUCCUCUUUUUUUUUUCUUUGUCGUUCUUUGAGUCAUUUUAUCGUUUCAAGCUGUCUCUUGGGCAAUUUUUGACAAGUACCCUGAAAAUGACUUAUGGCUAUUGAUAAGCCGAGAACACUUCUCAUAUCAUCGGAAACAUUAUUUUUAAAUUACCUUGUUUUAACACUUGUGACCUCAUUUUCAUACCAUGAACUUUAGACGAGACGGUAUAUAAUUAAGUGGUACAAUUUUAAAGAAAUAUAUUGCUUUGCUAAUCAUAACGCUUUGACGAAUGAAAUACGUUUCAAAAUGUAGGCAAUAUACUCGUAUUUUAUCUGCACGUGACAUCGAGUAUUGGCAUCGAACUUUGUUCGUUAAACAGUGGUCAAAUUGACGUGAUAGUUUCGAGAGGAGCCACUCCGACUCACAACUAAUAUAUUUUACUAUUAGUCUUAAUUUGCCUGCGUUCAGUUGUAUUGUGAAGUACCCUACGUUUACUUGUAGUAAUUUGCUGUAAUUUGGUGCACAGGCUGCGAAUAUAUUUUAUUUUCAGACAGUGAAUUUUUAUGUUUUGCAAUGGAGUUUCUUUUACCAUUGCCUUUGAAUAAGUAACCACAACGUAAACACCUCUUUAAAACACGAUUUGCGUAGGUUUGUAAUCCACAUCAGGGCAAAGGUUUGGUAUAGUUUAUGGUUACUGAAAUCAUAAGAAGUCCCUCGAUGGUGCAACAAUCAUUUUCCAUUCAUUCAGGAUCUCGUAGAUUCAGUUAUGAUUCAAGAAUGUCCUUUUUCCAUGAUACUUGCCGAAAACAUUUGUCACUUUAUGGCGUCACAUAUAUUAUGAAGCUCUCUCAGCUUCUUUUAAUAAACUGUUUAUUUUUUAUUUUGAAUUUGCAUAAUUUUUUAGUAGAAUAGCGUCAUCUUUUAAGUGUUUUUCUCAAAAUUAUUUUUAAUUUUUCAGGAAAUGCCCCCUGGUAUGCGUAUACUGCUUACUUUCAUUCAAGAUAACCGGCUUCGCCUGGUUGACUGGUUUAACCAGUUUGACAAGGACCACAGUGGUGGUAUUUCUCGCGAGGAGUUUAAGAUCGGGCUGAAGGAGACUGGGCUUGUGAUGACGCAGGUAUCAUUCGGUUUUUGAUUUGAUGGUUUCUCCCUCUGAUCUACUGUUCCCUUACAGAUCAUUAUUUUAUACUCAAAUUUGAGUUUCUGUCUUCUUCCAUUGCAGAGGCAGCUUGAUCGUUUGAUUGACUUCAUCGACAUAAAUGACGAUGGUGAAAUUGAGUACAGGUAAAUGGCUAAUAUUAUUUUCUAAAAAGAUUGUCUAAUCCUUGGAGGAUCACAAUUGCCUAACAAAACGAAGGAAAAUACCGCAAAGGGCCAAUGAGAACUCGAAGUAAAAACAUGCAAACCACCUAAAGCGCAGGAAAACGCGGUUGGCCAAGUUUCUUUUAGUUUUAGUUUGUAUCUAAUUGGUGGAGAGGGUGAUGUUUAUUUCUGGUGACAUUUCUGUCUAAUCAAUAAAUCAAUCAAUCAAUCAAUCGAUCCCGGAUCAGUUUCUAGACUUUAUUAAAACUUGUUCUAACUUGAUAACUAUGUUUCUCUCGUUUCCUCCAACAGUGAACUUAUGCGAGGUCGUGAGAUUACAAUACAAGAAAUUCGCCAAGAGAAAAAAAUUGAAGAAAGGCAGAGAAAGUUUGAUGAGGAGCGCAUGCGUCUGCCUAAACUAGAGGGCUACGAUUACGACCUUAUGUAAAGAGGAAACUGGGGGACCGGUACUACGCCGGUGAAGUUUUCAGGUCUGCAUAUGCAUCAAGGGGACUGGGACAGGCAACAUUUAUCGCACAGUUGUUGAACAAGAAACGUGUCUUAUGUACAUCAGUAGGAAGAGAUGCUGUGUUAAACAGUGACGUGAUAUACAUGGAACUAUUGAUUAUUUAUUGGCUCUGCAAAAGUGAAUGUGAUUGUGGCUUUUAAACCGGGAAUGGCCGAAAUAGAGCUCGGAGAUAUUCGUAAAUGUUCGAAUGCUUGGCAGUUGAACAGCUAAUCUAUGGUCAAGGAUGUCGACUCUGUAAAUAUGCACUUUUGCUGACAUUUUAAGUUAACGAACGAAAUUUGUUGAACUUCAAAAUUUUUCCCACCCAACUUAAUUUAUAACUGUCAGAUGUAAUAUAUUUUUAUUUACUCUUAAAAAGACGAGUCGUAUUUCGAAAGAAUCGAACUGAUGAUGUCUAAUUUAUAUGUGUGGAACUCAUUUUUAUUACAAAAGAUACUGAUUAAAGGCAAAGAAAGUAAUCAUGUUUUCGAAUUGUUCUCCAUGUUAUUGUUGAAAUAAUCGAUGCCUAACAGUAGAUAUUGAUUAUUAUUACUAUAAUUGAUACUUUACAAUAGUAAUAGGACUGAGUGGAGUUCAAUUCUGUUUGUAAUCAUACGAGUGAUAAUAAAAUUGGACGACCGCAUAGCGGGAGUCCGAUUUGUUCAUCACGAGUAUGAUUACAGACCGAAUUGGGCGACACGAAGUCUUAUAACCAAGUAAUCAUAAAAAUUACAAUUUCUGGGUAAAAAAAAAA